AUGAGCAACCCGGGAGGAGAUCCAUCAUCGGAUGAACAGCGGCGUAUAUCAGACCUGUUUAAUACAGCAGCCGUUUUUCCCCAGCAGCAACCGCCUCAUAAUUUGCAUCAUCCACCAUCGCAAAAUGCUGCCCAAGCGUCAUCAUCGGCGUCAGCAUUCUCAGCAACAUCGGCGGAAGGGAACAUCAUUCUGGAAAUGCUGCAACUCAUGCGACAGCAAAUGGCACAGCAGCAAACAUUCAUGGCUCAAUUCGCGCAGCAAAUCCCGCAACCAGCAACGCAAACGCUGCACCCGCCACCCCCGCAAAGUAACACCACCGAACAGCGCAUAGAAUGGAUAGCAAGCAGCAUCACCGAGUUCCGGUUCGAGCCCGAGUCAGGCAUUACAUUUGAAGUGUGGUAUUCGAGAUAUGAGGACCGUUUUACCAACGAAGUUUCCCGAUUGGACGACUUAGAUACGGGUUCCGAUAUCACGAUCAUCAACCGUAAACUGUGGCAGCGUAUCGGAAAACCGACUUUGGCUCAGCCUGCAGUUAGAGCUAAAACAGCAACAGGAGAAGGCUUGCAAAUGUGCGGGGAGUUUCGAGCAAACAUCACGAUCGGAGGCAUAUCAAAGUCAGCUACAAUUCGAGUAGUAACGGUGGACGUUUCACUGUUCGGAGCGGACUUAAUAGAACUGUUCGAUCUGGGAUCAAUGCCGAUGGACAGUUUCUGCAACAAGAUUUGUAGUAUGGCAGCUAUACCCAGCGGCAUACAACAGCAGUUUCCAGCAGUUUUUCGUGGCACAGGGCUAUGCACAAAGGCUAAAGUGCAACUCCACUUAAAACACGACUGUCGACCAGUCUUCAAGCCCAAAAGACCAGUAGCGUAUGCGAUGCAAGAAACAGUGGAUAAGGAGCUAGAUCGCCUAGAAAAAUCAGGCAUUAUUACACCUACCGACUAUACAGAAUGGGCAGCUCCAAUAGUGGUAGUUCGCAAGGCAAAUGGUAGUAUUCGUAUUUGCGGCGACUACUCCACUGGACUAAAUUCCGCUCUUAAAUCGCACGAACAUCCACUACCAAUACCGGAAGAUAUAUUUGCAAAAUUAGCCCAUUGCGAAUAUUUCAGUAAAAUCGAUCUUUCGGACGCUUUUCUGCAAGUAGAAAUCGAGGAGCAGUAUCGGCCACUACUCACCAUCAACACUCAUCGCGGCUUGUAUUUAUACAACAGGCUGCCACCGGGAGUGAAAAUAGCGCCAGCAGCAUUUCAACAAAUCAUGGACGCUAUGUUGGCCGGUCUGAAGGGAGCUUGCGGAUACAUGGAUGAUGUGGUUGUUGGAGGCAGAACGAGCAAAGAACACGAUGACAAUUUGUCCGGGCUGCUUCAGCGAAUUCAGGAUUAUGGAUUCACAAUUCGAGCGGAAAAAUGUGCAUUCAAAACCACAAGCAUCGAAUAUUUGGGCUAUAUCGUCGAUCGGCAAGGUUUAAGACCAAAUCCAGCAAAAAUAGAAGCAAUCCUUAACCUUCCUGCACCAACAGAUGUGAGCGGUGUUCGCUCAUUUUUGGGCGCGAUUAAUUAUUAUGGGAAGUUCGUCCCAAAUAUGCGCAACCUUCGUUAUCCACUGGACAAUCUGUUGAAGAACGACGGCAAAUUCACCUGGAACCAGCAAUGCGAAAAUGUUUUUCGUAAAUUUAAACAAGUCCUAUCAUCAAACCUGCUUCUUACGCAUUACGAUCCUGCAGCGGACAUCAUUGUCGCAGCGGAUGCCUCAUCAGUGGGGCUUGGAGCAACAAUAAGCCACAAAUUUCCGGAUGGAUCAGUGAAGGUAGUUCAGCAUGCUUCACGAGCAUUGUCAAAGGCCGAACAGAACUACAGCCAAAUAGAUCGUGAGGGGUUAGCCAUCGUCUUUGCGGUCACAAAAUUCCAUAAAAUGCUGUACGGCCGACACUUCAACCUGCAAACCGAUCACCGGCCCCUGCUUCGUAUUUUUGGAUCAAAAAAGGGCAUUCCAGUCUACACGGCGAACCGUCUGCAGAGGUUUGCCUUGACGUUACAGUUGUAUGACUUUACAAUUGAGUACGUGCCAACUGGAUCGUUUGGAAACGCCGAUGUCUUGUCUCGACUGAUCAGGAAUUACGCUAAGCCGGAAUCGGAAUACAUCAUCGCUAGUUUGAGUUUGGAGGAUGAUUUAAGGUGUCUUAUUCCCAUUAACGGUGUUCACACGUAUGUAGAAACAGGCGAGAACUAG
Molecule: messenger RNA, 2226 nt
Organism: Anopheles moucheti
Lineage: Eukaryota; Metazoa; Arthropoda; Insecta; Diptera; Culicidae
Exons: 3
Coding region: 1-2226 (741 amino acids)
Source: RefSeq, a predicted model, not a curated record